AUGGAAUCAUACAUCACUGACAACAACAGCUUCCCCCAACUCAUGCAAUCAACCGAAAUUUAUCCACAACUACCAUCACCCGAGAUGGCAGUAUCCGAUCAGUCAGAAGGAGAAGUACCCUCAUCACCAUCACAACAUUCUCAGUUGAUGACACCUCCACCAUCUUCCGAUUUACAAAUAUUAACAAACGAGCAAGAAGAGCAUGACAUCGAGUUGGAUGUUACAGGAGCCGAUGGAUAUAAUAAUGUAUUCAUGUACAUGUCUAAUGAUUUUAGCGUUGAUGCGUUAAUAGAUCAAUUCGAUUCUAUUCCAACAUGUGAAGAACUUUGUCAAACACUAAACAACUGGACAGAUUCAUACAAGGCAGAACAAACAAUUUGUUCUUCGUGUGGACAAGCAUUUGUAGAAGGCACUUUAUGGUGCAUAACAUGCGACGCUGAUCAAAUAAUAGUCGAUGACGCAUGGGCAGAAAAUGCAGAAAUAGUUGACGAUUCAGAUGAUAUGGGUCAACAGUUAGAAAUGCUCGACUAUGAAUUUCUCGGCCCGUCUUUGGAUGGUAGUGAUAUUGAUCAGAAGCAAUGGAUCGAAUUGCUUGAAAAUGGAAUGUUCUCGAACACCGAAGGAGGGAGCGAAGAAGAUAUAAACAAAAUAGGGCACUUU
This is a messenger RNA of Paraglomus brasilianum, 660 nucleotides long. The record is from the annotation of a GenBank genome assembly. Lineage: Eukaryota; Fungi; Glomeromycota; Glomeromycetes; Paraglomerales; Paraglomeraceae.